Molecule: messenger RNA, 795 nt
Organism: Chlorella variabilis
Lineage: Eukaryota; Viridiplantae; Chlorophyta; Trebouxiophyceae; Chlorellales; Chlorellaceae
Exons: 6
Coding region: 1-795 (264 amino acids)
Source: RefSeq, a predicted model, not a curated record
AUGUCGCAGAGCGCCGAGCACCCGCACCCAGGGCCUCAGCAGCAGGCUCAGGCCCCAGUCCCUCCUCCGGCUCCUGCAGCCCUCUCUGCUCCUGCAGCCUCUCAAGAUGCCAGGUCGGCCAGUGUCGCCGACCAGUCAGCCAUCAACGCGUAUGACAUGAUGUUGCAGGAGAAGGAGCGAGUGAUUCUCCAGAGCAUUGCAAAAAAGCGUUCAAAGAUACAAGAGGUCGAAAAGCAGCUGUCCGAGCUGCAGCUGGCGCUGCAUGUGAAUGUGGGGCCCCGCCGACAGGCGCUAGAGCACCUGCGCAGCUUGAUCGAGCAGCAGAAUCACCAGCUGGACGCUGCCCGCACCAAUUUUAGGAAGGCUAAGCAGGAGAUGGAGCACUGGCAGAAGCAGAUGGAGGAGGCGCAACAGCGCAAGGAUCUUUUGGCGGGGGAGCUGAACACGCUCGUGCAGCAGAGUGCUGGCGCGCAGCUAAAGAAGCUGGAGCAAUUGAGCGAGGAGCUUGAACACCUGACAGAGGGCACGGCCGCAGACAUUGCUGCGGCAGCAAAUGGCCGGCGGCACACAUCAGGCAAUGGCGAGGGCGUUAUGGAGCAGCAGCAGCAGCAGCAGCAGCAGCGCCGCCUGCAGCAGCAGCAGCACCAGGCUGCAGCCGACGCGCGGGGGCGACAUGUGCAACUUCUGCCUGGACGGAAGGCUGGUGGCGGCAGCGGUCGAGUCUCCGCGACGCGGAUCGCAGCACCGCCCUCGGGCAGCCCUGCAGCUACCGGCCCCUUCCAGGGCUUUGAAUGA